AUGGCGCCGAAAGUUGUACGUUGGGGCAUGAUGGCCACGGGUGGUAUCGUUCAGACAUUUACAAAGGAUUUACUUGUAGACCCGAAGACCAGGGGUGUUGAAGAUGUGUGCCAUGUCGUGACAGCUGUGGCUUCGUCUUCCUCAAAGGAUUCGGCUGACAAGUUCGUUGCAAAUUUUGUGGAAGGCAAGCAGGGCGAUACGAAAUGUAGCGCAUAUGCUUCCUACAAAGAAUUGGUUCAAGACUCAAACGUAGACAUCAUCUACGUUGGUACACCACACAGUCAUCAUUAUCAAAAUUGUCGCCUAGCCUUGGAACACAACAAACCAAUUCUUUGUGAGAAGGCACUGACCGUCAAUGCCGAACAGGCAAAAACACUUAUCGAUGAGGCCAGGAAGCGCAACCUAUUCUUCAUGGAAGCUGUCUGGACAAGGUAUUUUCCUUUGAGUAUCGAGGUUAGGCAAGCCAUUCAAGACGGCAAGAUCGGUGAGGUCAUUAGGGUGAGUGCAGAUUUGUCUAUCGGAGAGAUUCCGGAAGACAAGUUCGACGAGGGUCAUCGAAUGGUUAACCUGGACCUUGCUGGAGGUGUUCUGCUAGACCUAGGUAUCUACGCUUUGACUUGGCUGUUUCAGACAAUCUACCAUACUUUACCGAAGGAGAAGAGACAGGCGCCGACCGUGAUCGGAACUGCCAUGACAAGUGAACCAAGGACUGGCGCAGAUGAAGCAACGACCAUACUUCUCAACUUCCCAGUCAGCACACCCAGUGGUAGGAGCAGUACACACGGAGUCGCUUCGGCCGCAUUACGAGCGCACUUUGAUUUUGAACGUGACAGUGACCAAGCAACACCAGCAGUUCGAAUCUUUGGUGAUCAAGGAGAGAUUCAGGUCUUUGGACCUAUCUAUCGACCUUCCAGAUACAGAAUCACCUACCGCGACAAGCAGAAACAGAUGGAGGAUAAAACGUUCGAGUUUCCAGGAGGUAUUCACGGUAUGUCGUGGGAAGGAGAUGAAGCAGCUAGAUGUUGGUUAGCUGGCAAGUUGGAAAGCGAGACCAUGUCUUGGGAUGAGUCAUUAGUUAUCAUGAAAACAAUGGAUAAUGUGAGGAAACAAGGCAACCUCAAAUACCCGGACGACAUCGAAUCGACGGAGUAUCCGAUUGAUUUAAAGAAAAGAGAUCCAUCGAAGCAUGUACAAACCGAAAAUAGAGACUGA
Lithohypha guttulata is the source of this 1212-nucleotide messenger RNA. RefSeq lists its product as uncharacterized. The transcript has 2 exons. The record is from RefSeq and is a predicted model, not a curated record. The coding region runs from base 1 to 1212 and encodes 403 amino acids. NCBI's taxonomy places the organism in Eukaryota, Fungi, Ascomycota, Eurotiomycetes, Chaetothyriales, Trichomeriaceae. Gene Ontology annotation, molecular function: nucleotide binding.